This is a messenger RNA of Oncorhynchus nerka (sockeye salmon), 6132 nucleotides long. RefSeq names its product protein phosphatase 1 regulatory subunit 37-like. Lineage: Eukaryota; Metazoa; Chordata; Actinopteri; Salmoniformes; Salmonidae. The record is from RefSeq and is a predicted model, not a curated record. The transcript is spliced from 13 exons. Gene Ontology annotation, molecular function: protein binding. Bases 1170 to 5036 code for a protein of 1288 amino acids. Gene Ontology annotation, biological process: cell migration; regulation of Arp2/3 complex-mediated actin nucleation. Gene Ontology annotation, cellular component: plasma membrane; lamellipodium.
ACGUAUGGACAACAAACAGUUGGACUCGAGUAAGCUAACGUUACGUUAGCUAGCACAAGGACGAGGAGAGAAAACAGCUUCUUUGCAUUCAAGCGCUUCUCGGGGAACGUCAAUAAGCGGCAUGUCUUUGUUUUAAAAUAACAACCAAAAAGGAGAUUAUUGUUCAACAGUUAAAUCAUUUGGGUACGAGAACGAAACAUGCUCCGGACUAUGACGCUUGUUUUUCUCCUUACCUAGUCGAGGAUUGUGAUGCGAGGUGCUCUGGUGAGACCGCGAACGACAUUCGGAAAUAAUUUUUCUUGAGCUAGAAUGAUUGACUCAAAAACAAAGCAUUUGGGUUUACCGAAAGGUGCAUAAAACUACACCGGUCUAGAUGUCAUUGUCGGGCAACUACUUUAGCUAGCUUCAUGCACAUUAAAUAGUAUUUUGCUAACGUAAUGGAGGCACCGUGGGUACAGUUUUAGCUAGCUGGUCACCCAAAAUAUAGCUAUAACGUUAGCUAGCUUCCACAUCCACUUUUAGAGUGUGCUGACCAAAAAAAUACAGAAUACUGUAACAUAAAACGGCUAUCCAUGCACUUUGUUGAUAUCUAUCGUGGUUACCUAGCGUUAUAUUAGCUAGCCAAACAAGUAUAAACUAGAUUGAGACUAGCAGCAGAAUACAUUUGUUUCUCGGUUAGGAGGAUUUGUCACGGUCGUUUGACACGAGGUGUUGCCUUUAUCUCUGGAUAAUUUCACAACAAUUUACCGUUCAUGGACAUGUGAUAUGGUAAAUUUAUCAAAGUUUUUCUGAAAUGACAAUUUCAGGCUAUAAAUAUUCUGAACUGCAGGCACCCAUCACGUGUCAAACCAGUCAAAUUUGCUUGCUUGAAAGUUGUCAAUAAUGUGCGAAAUUAUCUCUUGAAAUAGUUCUGUGUGGGCACAAAUAGCUGUUUUGUCAAUCAAUUACGUUAACACUCAAAAAGCACUUAUAUUGUCAUUGACAAAGUUGUAAACAUUCUUGAUGAAAGCAUUUAUUUUACAAAUUAUGUUAGCUAUUGAAGGAUCAUAGACCAACAUUCAAAGGUUAGACUGACAUCUACUCAAAGGCAUCACUUUAAAUAUCUUGUGUCAAGUAUAGAGUUCUCGAAUCCAGUCAAUUGCCAACACUGUCUUCCUGGAAAUGAAAAUAUGAAUGUCGAGGAGCAAGCUCUGGAUUUGUGCAAUGUCAAAAUGAAGAAUAAUGUUGGUGACAAUACUACCAAUAACUCGGAAGAGAUCAUUCCCCGGCUUUCUGAACUGAUGGAUGGAGAUUUGUGUAAACAAGGCAUUGGCAACGAAGCCGCCAACACGUCCUCUCUAGCUAAGCUCACAGACAACCCGCGAAGGGAGGACAACCACCGGUCAAAAGAGACACUAGAAAUCGACGAAGUGAAUGGGAAUAAGAACAACAGCGUCCCAGAUACCUUUGCAAUAGUCAGUUCUGACUUUGAUGUUUAUCAUGACGACCAACGCCAAGAUGAGAGUAUCAAGGAUACAACACCAUUGUCCCUCAUGUUUUCUAUUGAGGAAGGGGAUGAUGGUGGGGAUAUGGACAUUGGUGUGGAUUUGAGUCUGGAUGAAAGUGGCAUGUUGGAGUCAGAACCUACAGACCAGGGACCAUCCCUAGCAGAGGAGGCAUCCUCAAGCAGUACCAAUCCAGAUUCAUCAACUCCAGACGCUGUCACCGACAAGGAACCUGAGAAACCCUCAGAACAGGAGGACUCGCCACCUGUCACUGCCCCAGGAGAGGUCCUCUCUCCAGCCCUGGAUGAGGGGGAUGAUAAACACAAAAAUGGCAAGAGGGUGACUUUUCCUUCAGAUGAGGAUAUUGUCUCUGGAGCAGUGGAGCCCAAGGACCCUUGGAGACAUGCCCAGAAUGUGACGGUGGAUGAGAUUCUCUCUGCCUACAGACAGGCCUGCGUGAAACUCAACUGUAAACCCAUCCCCAAAGUGCUUAAACAGAUGCAGGAGCUGAAAGACCUAACUCAUCGAAAUGAAUGCCUGGACCUUAAAGGUGAGAAGCUGGACUAUAAGGCGUGUGAGUCCUUGGAGGAGGUGUUCAAGCGGGUCCAGUUUAAAGUGGUGGACCUGGAGCAGACCAACCUGGAUGAAGAUGGUGCGUCCGCUCUCUUUGACAUGAUUGAGUACUAUGAGUCGGCCACACACCUCAACAUUUCCUUCAACAAGCACAUCGGCACCCGCGGCUGGCAGGCCGCAGCCCACAUGAUGAGAAAGACGAGCUCUCUGCAGUACCUGGACGCCCGCAACACACCCCUGCUGGAUCACUCUGCCCCGUUUGUGGCACGGGCGCUCCGCAUCAGCGGCAGUCUUGCUGUGCUGCACCUAGAGAACGCUGGGCUCUCUGGACGACCACUGAUGCUGCUGGCCACGGCUCUGAAGAUGAACAUGAACCUACGGGAGCUGUACUUGGCUGAUAACAAGCUGAACGGCCUGCAGGACUCUGCACAGCUGGGCAACCUGCUCAAGUUCAACUGCAACAUCCAGAUACUGGACCUCCGCAACAACCACAUACUGGACUCUGGUCUGGCCUACGUCUGUGAAGGCCUGAAGGAACAGAGGAAAGGCCUGGUCACUCUGGUGCUCUGGAACAACCAGCUAACACACAACGGCAUGGGCUAUCUCGCAGCUGCACUGCCCUGUACCCAGAGUUUGGAGACCCUAAAUCUGGGCCAUAACUCUGUGGGGAACGAGGGGGUCCACAAGCUGAAGGACAGUCUGAUCGCCAACCGCUCGGUGCUCCGGCUGGGCCUGGCGUCCACCAAGCUGUCUUGCGAGGGUGCCGUGGCGGUGGCUGAGUUCAUCGCCGAGAGCCCCCGGCUGCUGCGUCUGGACCUGAGGGAGAACGAGAUCAAGACGGGGGGCCUCAUGGCCCUCUCCCUGGCCCUCAAAGUCAACACCUCCCUCCUACGCCUCGACCUGGACCGAGAGCCCAAGAAAGAGACUGUGAAGAGCUUCAUCGAUACGCAGCGUUCCCUGCUGGCUGAGAUCCAGAACGGCUGCAAGCGGAACUUCAUCCUAGCCAAGGAGAAGGAGGAGACCGAGCAGCAGAUGCAUUCGGCCUCCAUGGCCGAGAUCGCCACCGAGGACAGAACCAUAGAGGAGGACGGAGCUGAUUCCGGCGAGCUUGUUGAUAACGAUGGGAAAGACAGUGAGUGUGAGGGAGGAGAGGAAGGAGUGAAAGACACUGAACGCCUGACUGAAAGCCAAUUGGCAGUGAGCUCUGAGGGAGUGGUGUUGCCUUUGCUUUUGGAGUCCGACUCGGACACGGACGAAGAAGAGGAUGAAGAGGUGGUUCUCUCUAAAGCUCCCUCCGUCUCCCCCGCCCCCAAACACACUGGUCCUUCACUCCGGGCGGCGACAACUCAGCACCCCCUCAAUGCCUCACAGACACCCCCCGUCCCCUCUGCCUCACCUGCUACGGGGUCUGUCAUUUCAGGGAUCACCGUCACAGAGUCCACGGGGGCCCCCGGUACACCCCCCUCUCCGGGCCGCUGUAUCUCUGUGUCGAGCCCCGGGAGAGGCCACAAGAUCUUCAUGGUGACCAGAGUAGAGAGCCCAUCUGACCAACAGCAGUUCCAGGUCCUGGGGAAGAUUGGCCUGACCAAGCCCCAGGUCUCCAAAGAGUCGGUGGUGUCACUAGUGAAGGAAACCACACAGCAACCACAUCCUGGUUCACAACCCCCACAGGAGGAGGUGAGAACACAACCCCAGGCCGCACCCACACCACUGACACAGGAGCUGGUCCAGAGUUCAGACGACCCACAGACAGUCAACCCUAAACCGAUGGAGCAGAGUCCUGUUGCGCCAGAGCAACCCCCUUCAAAGGAGACCGUAGUAGAGACUCCUAAUGACCCGUCGGAGACGCUAGAACUACCAUCCAACCUCCUAACCCAGCCCGCUGAGGAAGAAGUGGAGGGUGUUCUAGACAGUUCUCAACCUGUACUGAGCCCGUUAACAGCAGCCCAGACAUCACACUCACCCUCCCUUCCUACAGAAAUAGCAGCAACACUAGCAUCACCCCAACAGACAGAGCAGAUGGUAGAGACAACUACAGAGCCCCGGCUAGAACAGUCUGCUGUUGAGCAGCAGUCCACUGAAGCUGCGCUGGAAGGAGAGGAGGGGGAGGAGGUGGUUGUGGAAAAGGAGGAGAGUCAGGACCCAGUUGAAGAGACACUUUGUGAACAGGCGGAGUCUCAAACCGACACAGAGGAGGAAGAUGACAUGCAGUCAGAACGGCUUCCACAGCAGGACCAGAGUCCGGAACAGGCUCGUGACACAGUUCAGCAACCGUUAGCGCCGCAACCGUUAGCACCUCAGCUAGCUACACAGACUAACACGAAACCCCUGGGGAGUCUGCUUCUAACAGCACCGCUCCAGUCACAGCCUGAAACAGUGCAGCCAGACUCUGAGCUUCUGCCCCCACAACAGGAACCGGCAGAGACACUUCCACGGGCACAGCGACAGGUGGCGCCAGAGAGUCCGCCGGAGCAGGGAGCAACGGAGAGUGUAGCAGAAGCAGAAACUGAACAAGAACUGUAUCUGUGGGAGGAACAGCAGCAACUAGCACAACAGGCACUUCCUGUGCAGGUGGAACUGCAACAACAACAUCCUGUUCUAGAGGAACUACAGAAGCAGCAGCUUCAACCAGAGGGGCAAUCACAGACCACUCUUCCCGCUGAGCCCUCGCCUGUUCCAGCCGAAACAGACACUUCCCUGGAGGUGGAGGGCCGUAGCUCCCCUCCCAAGGCAGAGGAGUCCCCAGACGAGAGCUCCACGGACGAGGUGGAGAGCGUGGAGGAGGUGGUGGGCUCGGCCCUUCCCAACGGCCUGAAGCCAGAGUUUGCCCUUCACCUGCUGGACCCCGAGGGCCCCAAGCCUGGGCCUGGCAGCUGUGUGAUGGAGCACGUGAGUGUCACAGCAGAGCUGAGCUGUGGUCAGGACCUGGAGGAGCUGUUGCUGGAGGCCAGCCUGGAGACUGGGAGAGACGCACCAUAGCUGUGUCAUGUGGUUCUGUAGGAGAGAGGAACACAGGACUCGUCUCUGUCUCGGUGACUCGGCUUGUUGCUCCUCCGAUUUUGUUGUCGUUACCACGAACUCCUCACCACCCCCUCUCUAUGAAAACAGAGGACCAGUUGUCAUCUAAGUAAAAAGAAAAAAAGACCCAAAACAAUAAUCAUUGAGCUUCGUCACAGCAUAUAAGGAAUUCACUUCAACUGAAACGCGCGCACACUGUAAUUGUAAAGAAAGUUGAACAAAAUAAACAAGAAUGGACACUAAGAAAAUCACACUAACCUUUUGCCUGUCACUACAUUCCGUCAAUCAGGAAACCACGCUCAUGCUGGGGGGGGGGGGUGAGAAAGGGAGAGAGAGGGACGGAGGGGGUUUAUCACUGCGCUAACCAAAGACACAGGACACACUCUGCUCACCCCCAGCUCCACCCCGACGUGUGUUCUUCAUAGUGUCGUGAGUUUGCACACUGACACAAAACCAUACUAUUGCCCUCUGCUGGACAAAAGAGUGUGCACAGCUGUGUGGAACUCAGACAAGAGGACCCACUGGCUUUGUGUGUCAUUCUCUGACAAUGACAGUGGGGCACAGAUGGUUUUAUAACCAAGGAAUGUGUGUGUUACAGUUUUAUCUGCCCCCCACCACCACCUCGUAAGGCAUCUCUGCCAAAGUGAUCGCUUUCUUUUCUGUUCCUUCCCCUCCGUUGGCUUUGGCCCCCUCAGGAAUCGUCCCCUCCAGUGUCUCUCCAGCAACGCCCUGGGAACACCCAAACCAUCUGUCAUCUGCCAAAAGCACACGGUCUCAGUCACAAAUUAUGUUGGGUUUCCUUUAAGAAUCAGAUAGCGGAGUUACUCCAAUCUAAAGCUUUCUGGAAACCUCUGUAAAUGUUGGAAAACAAAAUGUCUGCCUUGACGGAGUAAUGCCGUUCAUUACGGAGGAAGUCUACCCUUUUUUCUCUCUCGACUGGACAGUUAUCAGACGUUCUUUUCCAGAUGGAUUUUUUUUUUUUUGGUCUCCGACCAGAGUGAUUUAAAUGUAGUGUGACACUCAAUAGGAGUAUAAAUAAAAAGCAGGUCUGACCGUC